Westerdykella ornata is the source of this 1350-nucleotide messenger RNA. Its product is annotated as Trimethyllysine dioxygenase. The coding region runs from base 1 to 1350 and encodes 449 amino acids. Gene Ontology annotation, molecular function: iron ion binding; trimethyllysine dioxygenase activity. Gene Ontology annotation, cellular component: mitochondrion. The transcript has 8 exons. Gene Ontology annotation, biological process: carnitine biosynthetic process. NCBI's taxonomy places the organism in Eukaryota, Fungi, Ascomycota, Dothideomycetes, Pleosporales, Sporormiaceae. The record is from RefSeq and is a predicted model, not a curated record.
AUGGCUGCUUCGAGUAGAUCGCUCGCUUUUUGGCAAAGGGUGGCCCCACGGGUCCCCUUCUGUGCAAGAGAACGAACCCGGACAUGUGCAUCGGUUUCCAGAUUGCAGUCAAGCCCUCUCAGUGGCAUUCACAGCCGUUCCACGCCGAUUGCAAACGCUGUGCUCGUGAAGACUCAAUGCCGAUAUAAAUCCAGCUCGGUAGGAUCGACAUCCUCUGCGCCUGUGGAGACCGAAGACAAUGUUCUCAGGGUUGGACGCGUUAAGAUUCCCAACAUCUGGCUCAGGGACAACUGCCAAUGCAGCACCUGCUUCCACGCAGACACGAAACAACGGCUUCACGAUACAUUCCAGAUACCCCAUAAUCUUCGUAUUAGAUCCUCUGAGUCAGAUGGAAAGACAACUGCCAUAGAAUGGAGCGACGGCCACAGGAGCCGCUACGACCACUCCGUCCUUCGUCAGGCGGCAGCGCCCUUCAAAGAGCGUGCCAUUAUCCGUCAAGGCCUGGCAGAAGAGCCCGUAUAUUGGGGCUCUGAGAUCGCGUCUUCGCCCCCUAAAGUCCCACAUGACGCUCCGAAUGCCAUGAGAAAAAUCCUUGAGAAUAUUCGUAACUACGGCUUCACCUACAUAACCAACGUCCCCUUCCAUUCCCCCACCCCGACAGAGGAGAUCCUCACCUCCAUCGCCGGCUUCCUCCGUCUAACCCACUACGGCGGCUUCUACGUCUUCACCUCGGACCUCGCCUCCGCCGACACGGCCUACACCAACAUCGCCCUCGAAGCCCACACCGAUACCACCUACUUCUCCGAACCAGCCGGUCUGCAAGCCUUCCACCUACUCUCGCACACGGACGGCGAGGGCGGCGCCAGUCUCCUCGUCGAUGGGUUCAAGUGCGCUCUCGACCUCAAGAGCCAGGAUCCGGAGGCGUAUAGGAUCCUGAGCGAGGUCAACGUGCAUGCGCAUGCGAGUGGGAACAAGGGGAUUUCCAUCCAGCCGUUCCGCGGGUUCCCCGUUUUCUCGCACGAUCCCGCUACAGGCCAGCUCCUGCAGGUGCGCUGGAACUCGUCCGACCGAGCUGGCAUCGAGCUCCCCAUUGCCGAGACACCCAAGUGGUACGCUGCGGCUAGGAAGUACAAUGCGCUGCUGAAGAAGAAGAGGAAUGAGUAUUGGGAGCAGCUGACGCCGGGGAACAUUCUGCUGUUUGAUAAUUGGAGGGUGCUGCAUGGGAGGAGCGCGUUUACAGGGAAGAGGACGAUUUGUGGGGCUUAUGUUAGCAGGGAUGAUUGGGUGAGUCGGUGGAAGAUUGAGAGAUGGGGGGAUGAGGCGGCAGGGAGGGCUAUCGCGGCGAGUUAA